AUUAGUCCCGGCCGAGAGUUUGCUGCCUGCCUGCCUGCCUGCCUGCUGCCAUCGACUCCUGCUUCCCUCCCCGCUCCCGGCUUCUGCAGCCCAGUUCCUAGGGGCCCCUCGACUACAAUUAAAAUGUUUGACGGCUCCUUCCUGUUCUUUACCUCGCCCCCGCUCUUCGCUCUGCUGCUCGUCCUUGGCCAAGCGAGUCCCGAGACAGCUGUCGCGGAGCUGGCCGUGGUGAUUCCAGAGCAGGUUCCUCUUGACAGAGUCCAUUUUCUGCAACCACCCAAAAGUGGCCCUAACAAGGCUCGGAGGCGACGUUCUGUGUCCCUACCAUUGGCUGGAGAUGCUGCCCAAUUGCUUAUUCGCCUGCCUCUCAGUGCUGGGCUUCAUCCUACCUCUGAUCUGUACCUGAUGCUCCACCACGACGAUCAGUUUUUGGCUCCUGGUUUCUCCGUAGAAGAAAUCGACGAGGACCGAAGCAUCCACCAUCAUCGGGCGGUAGACCAGCUCUGCUUCUACACGGGCCAUGUGCUCAACCGCAGUCACGAAUCUUUUGCUUCACUCAGCACCUGUGGUGGACUGGUUGGCCACAUCCAGAUCGGUCUAGAAGAGGUGCAGAUAGAGCCUGUGAACGGCUCUGAAUCUUCAUUCCAUGGGAAAGAGCAUUUCAUCAGGAGGAAGAGGUCCAGCCCGGGCCGUCCUUUGAAGUCAACGAUCCCUAUGGAGCACUGCAGUGUGUUACCAGAAAAAAAGAAGUCUCCAAAAGGCAAUCAUCUCCACGACUGGAAAGGACGGAGGAACGCCAUUCGUCUCACAAAUGAGUACACAGUGGAAACGCUUGUAGUGGCAGAUGCUGACAUGGUCCAAUAUCAUGGGGUUGAUGCGGCUCAACGAUUCAUCCUUACUGUGAUGAACAUGGUUUAUAACAUGUUUCAACACCAGAGUCUUGGGGUGAAAGUCUACGUUCGAGUGACAAAGCUUGUCUUGCUUCGAAGACGGCCUGCCAGGUUGUCCAUAGGUCACCAUGGAGAGAGGUCCCUGGAAAGCUUUUGCCAAUGGCAAAAUGAAGAGUUUGGGGGUGCAAAGUACCUUGGGAACAAUCAGGUUCCCGGAACACGAGAUGACACUCUUCCAGUAGAUGCUGCUGUCUUUGUUACAAGGACAGAUUUUUGUGUCCAUAAGGAUGAGCCAUGUGACACGGUGGGCAUUGCUUACCUUGGAGGAAUCUGCAGCUUGAAGAGGAAGUGUGUCCUUGCAGAAGACAACGGACUCAACCUGGCCUUCACUAUUGCUCAUGAACUGGGACACAACAUGGGUAUGAGUCAUGAUGACGACCACUUGUCCUGCGCUGGGAGAUCUCACAUCAUGUCCGGAGAAUGGGUGAAAGGCAGAAAUCCCAGUGACCUAUCCUGGUCUUCCUGCAGCCGAGAUGACCUCGAAAAGUUUUUAAAGUCCAAAGUCAGCAACUGUUUGCUGGUAACAGAUCCACGUAGCCGAUAUGCUGUCCGCCUACCUUAUAAACUCCCAGGAAUGCAUUAUAGCGCAGAUGAGCAAUGCCAGAUCCUCUUUGGAACCAACGCAACUUUCUGUAAGAAUAUGGAGCAUUUGAUGUGCGCUGGUCUCUGGUGUCUUGUGGAAGGAGAUGCUUCUUGUAAAACCAAACUGGAUCCUCCUUUGGAUGGGACAGAAUGUGGGGCUGACAAGUGGUGCCGAAUGGGAGAGUGUGUCAGCAAAACCCCCAUCCCUGAACACAUUGACGGUGAUUGGAGCAUCUGGAGUCAAUGGAGCAUGUGCAGCCGGACGUGUGAAACCGGGGCCAGAUUCAGGCAACGCAAAUGUGACAACCCUCCGCCUGGCCCUGGAGGUAAGAACUGCCAUGGAGCAAGUGUGGAACACACUGUGUGUGAAAACUUGCCGUGUCCCAGAGGAGUGUCCACCUUCCGCGACCAACAGUGUCAAUCUCAGGACCGCUCGACCAACAAGAAGAAAAGUUUAUGGACAGCUGUCAUCGUGGAUGAAAAACCUUGUGAGCUAUAUUGCUCUCCAUUUGGGAAAGACUCUCCUGUGUUGGUGUCCGAUAGGGUCAUUGACGGUACACCCUGUGGACCUUAUGAGACUGACCUCUGUGUUCAUGGCAAGUGCCAGAAAAUCGGCUGUGAUGGGAUCAUUGGAUCCUCUGCCAAAGAAGAUCACUGUGGCAUUUGUAACGGAAAUGGGAAAACCUGCAAAGUGGUGAAAGGUGACUUCAACCAUACGAAAGGGAUGGUCUCCAAUAGUCAAUGUAAGAAAGUUUCCACCUGUGUGAUGGCCAGGACAAAGGCAGUGCCCAAGUGUUUCUCAUGUUAUAUCGAAGCAGCCGUGAUUCCUGCUGGAGCUCGACGUAUCCGUGUGAUGGAGGACAAACCUGGCCACAGUUUUUUGGCUUUGAAAGAUUCCAGUAAGAAAUCCAUUAACAGCGACUGGAAAAUUGAACUUCCUGGUGAGUUUCAGAUAGCGGGAACAACCAUCCGUUACGUACGAAGAGGUCUGUGGGAGAAGAUGUCUGCCAAAGGACCAACCAAAAUACCGCUUCAUCUUUUGAUACUGUUAUUCCAUGACCAGAACUAUGGGAUACAUUACGAAUAUACCAUCCCUGUGAAUUAUUCUGCUGAAAAUAGAAGCGAGCCAGAACAUCAGCAGGAAUCGCUGUACAUAUGGACGCACAGUGGAUGGGAGGACUGCAAUGUACAGUGCGGAGGAGGGGAAAGGAAAACUACUGUGUCGUGCACCCAGAUUGUUAACAAGUCUAUGAUGUUGGUGAACGACAGCGCUUGCCAGCGGGCAACCCGUCCUGAGCCACAGGUCAGAAGGUGCAAUGCCCAUCCUUGCCAGUCCAGGUGGGUUACGGGGCAGUGGAGUCCUUGCUCCUCAACUUGUGCCAAAGGCCUCCAGCAUCGGGGAGUGACAUGUGUCUAUCAACUGCAGAACGGGAGCUAUGUCAACACGAGAGAGCUCUAUUGCCUUGGUCCCAAGCCAUCCACGAUACAGAGCUGCGAAGGCCGAGAUUGCCUUUCCAUUUGGGAAGCCUCAGAGUGGUCGAAGUGUUCCUCUGAUUGUGGAAGGGGAAAACAGAAGAGAAAAGUCAUGUGUACCAACCCACAAGGAAAGUGUGAUGCAGCAAUGAGGCCAAGGGACGAAGAAGAGUGCGAAGAUCACACUGGAUGCUAUGAAUGGAAAACCGGAGAAUGGUCCAAGUGUUCCUCAACAUGCGGCAAAGGCCUUCAGUCCCGUGUGGUCCAGUGCAUGCACAAAGUCACAGGUCGCCACGGCAACGAGUGUCCCACCUUCUCCAAACUUGCAGCCUACCGACAGUGUCAUCAACAGGCCUGCAAUGAGAAAAUCAACGUCAACACAAUUACCUCUCCAAGGCUCGCCGCUCUGACAUACAAGUGCACGGGGGACCAGUGGGCCGUUUAUUGUCGAGUGAUCCGGGAGAAGAACCUUUGUCGGGACAUGCGAUGGUAUCAACGCUGCUGUCAAACCUGCAGAGACUUCUAUGCAAGCAAGAUGCAGCAGAAGAGUUAAUGCAAUCCGCCAAGGCUCCUUAGGGAAUGUAUAGCUCAUUCGUACUUCUUCCUACGAUUAUAUCAUUAACUUAUGGAACUCGUUGCCACAAGACGUGGCGAUGCCUAUUUCAGCUUAGAUUAGAUAAAUUUAUAGGGGAAAUGGGGUCUAUUGAUGGCCAAUAGCCAUGACAGCUAACUACAGAGCCUCUAUGGAGGGAGGUCAUCUACCUUUGCAAUGCAAGUGCUAAUGAUAUCGCAUUGGAAAGGCCAAAAUUACCUUUCGUACAGCUGGACGUUAUUGAAAAGAAGAAGCUUGACAAGAGACGGACCUCGAUUUAAUUCAGCAAGGUCACCCGCAUCUGAAAAUUGCAAACGCAAAAUAUCUGUUUCAUUUCAAACACAAGUUGCCACCAAUGAAUUCCUUAAUAAGACUUGAAACUCCUUUUUGCAGACUGGAUGAAACGAACGCAAGAUCGCCACAAAAAAAAGGAAAGGAAAGGAAAGGAAAGGAAAGGAAAGAAAGAGAAAGAAAGAAAGAAAGAAAGAAAGAAAGAAAGAAAGAAAGAAAGAAAGAAAGAAAGAAAGAAAGAAUUCAUCUCAAAAACCAAUACUGCACAACGUUAGGAUAUGUUUGGCAUGGCUGCAUUUUUUUUUUGUUUUGUUUUGUUGUUUCAUUAAUAUAUAGAUUAUUGCACAAGCCACUGGCUGGCUGGUCACCAUUUUCUAAUUUUUAUUUUUCAAGGAAAAGAUUCAGAGAGCAAUUAAAUUGACUGGAGACGUAAUGCACCUCUGCAGAUAAGCCUGCUGUGAGUAAUAUCUCUAUCUACAUCUCUGGAUGGUUGAAAGGGAAAAAACCAUUAAUGAAAUAAAAUCUUAUAUAAUUUUACUAGAAAACAGAAAGCAGCAACUAAGGCUUCUGAAUCUUCUGAAAGAAAUCUACUGUAGCCCCUCAAUCCUCCACUAAGUAUAAUUUCAGAGAAUUUUUUUUUUAAAUAAAACCCUAAUUAAUAGCCAUCUUUCCUCUCUCACCUAAAAUAUAUGUAUUUAUAUUCAUUUUUCUCUGGGCUGGGGUUCUGUUUAAUAUUUUAGACUAUUUUAGAUUAUUUUAGACUACAGUGCCCAGCCUCAGCUAAGAUGGGAAUUCUGAUAAGUGGUAGCCUAAUGCGUCUGAAAUUUUUGAUACAACAAUAAAUAACAGAUAAAUUUUGUAAGCCCAUAUUGAAAUAUUGUAUUACAUAGUCAAUAAGUUAAAACCAGACCAUGUUUAUAGGUAUUGUUGUCUGUCUGUCAGUCCAGACUCAGAAAUUGUGGAGAAAACGCAUCUGAUCCAAUAUGUGCAUUUGCAACAAUGUAGGUAUAUAUACCACUUAUGCAGGUAGUCCUCGAUUUACAACCACAAUGGAGCCCAAAAUUUCUGUUGCUAAGCGAGAACAGUUGUUACGGGAGUUUUGUCCCGUUUUACGACCUUUCUUGGCACAGUUGUUAAGUGAAUCUGACCCCAGUUGUUAAACGAUUACAUGUUUUGUUAAGCGAAUCUGACUUUGCUUGUCAGAAGAUCGCAAAAAGUGAUCACAUGAUCCCGGGACACUGCAACCAUCAUAAAUGCAUGCCAGUUACCAAACAUCUGAACUUGGAUCCCAUGACCAGGGAGAUGCUGCUUUCAUGGCCAUAAGUGUGAAAAACGGUUAUUAUAAGUCACUUUUUUUUUCCAGUUCCGUUGUAACUUUGGUCACUAAACAAACUCUUAUCCGUCAGGGGCUACCUGUAUAAACCACCUAUACAUUUGGCAUGAUACGUUUCAAUAAGAUGGCAGCAUUGACCAUAGAAAGUUUCAUUUACUUGAUAGCACCCAUGACUUCAAGAUCAGGAAACAUGAGAAUGCAAGAUGGUUGUUGUGAACCUUUGUCCCCCAGCCUCAGAAGCAGCUGAGAUUCUAAGGUGGAAAGUCUUACUAGACACGAAGAUAGAUAGAUAGAUAGAUAGAUAGAUAGAUAGAUAGAUAGAUAGAUAGAUAGAUAGAUAGAUAGAUAGACAGACAGAUGGAUAGACAGAUAGACAGACAGACAGUUCCUUUUCUGCUAUUUCUCCACCGUUUCAUUUUAUAACCUGAGCAUCUUCUCAAGGCUCUGAGCCAACACUAGAGCUGCUCUUUCAAAGGGGAGGAAGAAACUCAACAGGGCCAAUGAAACAACAUAUCAUCUCUGAGAUGUCCUAUAAUGGCUAGUUGUCAUUCAAGCAUGGAACGGAUCAAGCAAAGUAUUGCCCCAAGACUGAAGGGUCUCCGCGUCUUAUCUCACCUGAUUGGAACGUCCUUUAUUAACAGUAUCCAGACAAAGCGUUUGCACAAUCAGCAUCUCCCAACGCCCUCAGGGAAUUAAACGUUCUUGGAAAACUGUUUUCACGUUAGGACACUCAGAUAUCUCAUCAGGCAGCAGUCAAGCAGAUGGAAAGGUCUGGAUAUUACAACUUGGAGUUUGCAAAAAUGCAGAGAUAUACAGCCGGAUGAGCAUCAUUAUAAUAAAAUAAAAUAAAAUAAAAAAUGCACAUUAUGCCUUGCUGGAACGAAGCCAUAACAGACAUUCCUCAAAGUCCCUUUUUGGAGGAAUUACACCUCUACCAAGAGUCGCACUUUUCAGACGAAGAAAAGUGGAUCCUGUCAGAUCAUUCCAAGCAAGAGAAAAAGCUAACGGUGCUCAAACGUUCAGGGCCAAUGCCUUCUCGAGGCAAUGGGAGUAUUUGCAAUGCAAAUGAAGCGGAGCAGGAGAAGUGUGCUUACCCCGAUAUCAAAUUCCACUGGUGCUUAAGCUCCUGCUCUCCUGAAUUAUCAGGAUCAGAAGCAAAAAAGUUGGCUCUGGUGUAAGUUGUUACGACAUUUAGUCCAUACAAGUAAUGGUACAGUGGUGAGUUUGCAGCUAUCCCCGUUGACCUCUUGAGGGGUCCAGGGAUGAGCGCAGUGUCAAAGGAUCCAUUUUGUUACUUGCUAGCCUAAAUCCCAAAGGUGCGCUUUUUUUCAAGAGGCAACUGGACUUUCUGGUUUUUCUUUGAAGACGUUUCGCUUCUCAUCCAAGAAGCUUCUUCAACUCUGACUGAAUGGAAGGAUUUAUACCCCUUGCAGGCAACUGGUUGUUUGCAUGCUUUUAGCGAGUCGUUAAGGUCACCUGGAGAUUUGACCAGCUGUCUGCAAGGAACAGUGGUGGGUUUCAAAAAAUUUUACUACCAGUUCUGUGGGUGUGGCUUGGUGGCCGUAAUUUGGUUAGGUGGGCAUGGCAGGGGACGGAUAUUGUAAAAUCUCCAUUCCCUUCCCACUCCAGGGUAAGGAUACUGUAAAAUCUCCAUUCCCUCCCCACUCCAGGGGAAGGAUACUGUAAAAUCUCCAUUCCCUCCCCACUCCAGGGGAAGGAUACUGUAAAAUCUCCAUUCCCUUCCCACUCCAGGGUAAGGAUACUGUAAAAUCUCCAUUCCCUCCCCACUCCAGGGUAAGGAUACUGUAAAAUCUCCAUUCCUUUCCCACUCCAGGGUAAGGAUACUGCAAAAUCUCCAUUCCCACCCCACUCCAGGGAAAGAAUACUGUAAAAUCUCCAUUCCCUCCCCACUCCAGGGUAAGGAUACUGCAAAAUCCCCAUUCCUUCCCCACUCCAGGGUAAGGAUACUGCAAAAUCCCCAUUUCCUCCCAAUCAGCUGGGACUCGGGAGGCAGAGAACAGAUGGAGGCGGGGCCAGUCAGAGGUGGUAUUUACCAGUUCUCUGAACUACUCAAAAUUUCCACUACUAGUUCUCCAGAACCGGUCAGAACCUGCUGAAACCCAAUUCUGGAAAGGAGUAUAAAUCAUUCAACCUACAUGUACACAGUAUACUUCACCACUGGGGAUUGUUGUUUGUAAUACGGUAAGCCGCAAAGCAGGCUUGGGAACUUUUCCUGGGAUGCAAAUGCUUUCAAUCAUUCUAAUUUUGGCCAACAUUUUUUUAACUUCGCUUCUCCUGUGGUGAAGCCAUAUUGAUGAAUGUAAACUGUAAAGAAAUCUCACUACGUUGUAUGAGGCGUAAGCGUCAAGGUGUAUUUUACAGCCUUGUCAGUCAUCAUGCAGGGUUAGCGAACAUCUCUGUAUCAUUUCCUACAAUCCAGAUAGUUUCUGUAAUUCUAUGUCGGGGUGACUGGUAAGCAAACUACCUUCCAAGAGCAUUUGACCACCGUUAUCUAUACAGGUAGUCCUCGACUUACGGCUGCUAAGGAGCCCAACAUUUCUGUUACUCAGCAGGACAAUGGUUGAGUUUUGCCCCGUUUUAGGACCUUUCUUGCCACAGUUGUUAAGUGAAUUACCGCAGACGUUGUUAGUAACAAAGUUGUUAAAUGAAUCUGGCUUUCCCAUUAACUCACAAAAGAUGACACUUCCAACCGUCAUAAGUAUAUGUCAGUUUCCAAGCAUCCAAAUUUUGAUUGCCUGCUUGCUGCAACGGUUGUAAGUGUGAAAAAUGAUUAUCAUUGCCAUUGUAACUUCGAAUGGUCACUAAAGAAAUGGUUGUAAGUGGAGAACUACAGUUGGGUGGCAGGGGAUAGGCACUUGGGCCUUUCAUUCUACUUAAAGCAAUAUUUUUAUUGGUUAAGUUUCAGCUCAGCACUCCUGCAUUGUCAUAUUUCCACUGUGACAAAGCCUUAUUCUAUGUACUGUUCCAUGAAGUACUGUACAUUUAUAGUUGCACAAUUUGUCACUUAUGAGCGUAGGAAUUUCACUACCAUUUGGUGCUAGUUUUUUCUCCCUUUGUGAUUUAAAGAAAUCAUUUGCAGCUGAAUAUUGAUAUUUUAUUCCAAUACAAGGCAAUAAUGUAAUGUAACGUUGUUCAAUACAGAGCAAAAAUGUAUGUGUUUGUGUGUGUAUACAUAUACAUAUACAUAUGUAUAUGUAUAUGUAUACACAUAUAUAUAUGUAUACACAUAUAUAUAUGUAUACACACACACACUCACAUAUAUAUAAAGCGAUUAGAUAUGAAUUAUAGUCAAAAUAAUAUUUCUAAUUCUUUUUCCUGGUGCUGGUUAAAAUUGGUCACAGAAAUACAGUCAAGCUGAAUAAAACUAAUUGUAAUAUUUUUUUUAAAAAAAAGAGUAAUUCCACUCUGGAAAUUAAAGAAGCUUCAUUGUGUUUAAAAUAAAUAUUAAUAUUAAAAAUUAAAUAAUAAAUGUAUUUUUUCCAAAAUUUCAACAAGCCGUGCCUUUCUUUGCAAUAUGUGGAGUUUAUUCAAAAUAAAUUAUUGAUACUGCCCUACUGGGGAAGAGUCACAAUUUUAUAUUUCAUUGUCCUUAAGCAUUUUUUCCACAGAGGCUGAGAAGAAACACAACCAGCAGAUAAAAAGUCAAUCUUCAAAAUUAAUUUACUUGAAUCAAUCAAUCAGUAUAGAGCUGGA
Molecule: messenger RNA, 8935 nt
Organism: Ahaetulla prasina
Lineage: Eukaryota; Metazoa; Chordata; Lepidosauria; Squamata; Colubridae
Gene: ADAMTS17
Product: ADAM metallopeptidase with thrombospondin type 1 motif 17
Exons: 24
Coding region: 124-3558 (1144 amino acids)
Biological process (GO): extracellular matrix organization; proteolysis
Cellular component (GO): extracellular matrix
Molecular function (GO): metalloendopeptidase activity
Source: RefSeq, a predicted model, not a curated record